AUGACAUUGCAAAAUUCAUUGACUGUGAAUGUAGUCCGAGGAAAAACAGUACACGACAUUGCGCUGCCACGUAUUCAAUCACAACAAGGAAAACGGUUCGAAUACUGGGUGGCCACAGAUACAUUAUGCGAUGAGGAUCGUUCUCUGGAACAACUCGGUCAACCUGUCUAUUUAUCCAUCGCCAGUUCUCGUCCAAGUGAAUUUAAAUUACGAGUAAAACCGGCUGCGAAUUUCAAUCUGGAAAAAUCAAUUACAACAGAAGCAAGCCCGUCGGAACCACGUUAUUACAUGUAUAAAUUCCCUGAGGAUAUUGAGAAAGUGGAUGUAAGAGCCAACUCUGAUAGUGAUAUAUGUGGCAGGUUGAUUGUGCGGAAAGCAACUAAAAGUGAUAUUGGCCCUGAAGUUCAUAUUGCUUUCACUGUGAAUCCUGAUGAUUCAGCAUGUGGAAUUGCAGGAAAAGGACCAAUAGAUUCUGAGAAUGCAGGAAGGGACAAAGAUGCACAAAUUUCAGUCUCUCCAGUGAAUGAGCAAACUUUCAUUUUUAUGAUUCCACUCUUUGUUUAUGCUGGAAGUAUGAUUCUUGUCCUACUUCUAACAUUUCUAAAGUACCGAUUCUUGGAUCGUCAAAAGAAUAAUGAACCAAAUGAUUUUGAAGAAAAUUGUUCGGGAGUAGAUAUAAUCGUGGAUUUGUCAUUUCUAUUUGAUAAACCCAAUCGGAUAGUCAGUCACAAAGAAUAUCAAAAAGGAAGACUUGUGAAAGAAGCAAAGUAUUUCAAUUUCUUAUUCUUCCAAAUCUUUGGAUCCAUCCUUCCUGCACUCACUACGCUGUUCCAAAACAGACAACAAACAUCGAACAAAAUGGAUUUCGAUACCUGCUACCUCAACUAUAAAUGCUCUUCAGAAAUGUUUCACCUCAAUUCAUUCAAUUCAGUUGCCAGCGUCAGUGGUCUUGCUGUAAUUGGAAUCCUCAAUUUAAUCAUUGUUUUUCGGAGGAAACUAUUCUGUUAUCAAGUUCCAAAAAUUCUCACAACUCAUGGAAUUCAAGAAAGAGAUGCUCCUAAAGUGGUAACCCCUGCAAAAUCCCGUGAGCUGAACCAAGAAUGUCUGUUACCUGGAAUCGAUUGGAAUGAUCUUCGAAACUACAAUCGUGCGUUCAGCUGGUUCAUGUUCAUUGUUUUGAUGGAUUAUAUUGAUUCAAAUGUUAAAAAGAUUCCCAAGAAGAAUAUUUUUGUGUUUUGA
Caenorhabditis remanei is the source of this 1239-nucleotide messenger RNA. RefSeq lists its product as uncharacterized. Gene Ontology annotation, cellular component: membrane. NCBI's taxonomy places the organism in Eukaryota, Metazoa, Nematoda, Chromadorea, Rhabditida, Rhabditidae. The transcript is spliced from 9 exons. The record is from RefSeq and is a predicted model, not a curated record. Bases 1 to 1239 code for a protein of 412 amino acids.